This is a messenger RNA of Adelges cooleyi (spruce gall adelgid), 1284 nucleotides long. RefSeq names its product oocyte zinc finger protein XlCOF19-like. The record is from RefSeq and is a predicted model, not a curated record. Gene Ontology annotation, molecular function: DNA-binding transcription factor activity; RNA polymerase II cis-regulatory region sequence-specific DNA binding. The transcript has 7 exons. Gene Ontology annotation, biological process: regulation of transcription by RNA polymerase II. NCBI's taxonomy places the organism in Eukaryota, Metazoa, Arthropoda, Insecta, Hemiptera, Adelgidae. The coding region runs from base 115 to 1089 and encodes 324 amino acids.
UAUCGUUAGUCAAUGAAUAAUGUAGUUACCAAUAAUUAUUAGUUCUUGAAACGCGUACAAGUAUUGUUUUGUACACUGAACAAUAUUAAUAUAAUAAUAAUUACAUGUAAACCAAUGGCUACGUUUACGAAUUUCAAUUUACAAUUAGAUGAUGCGAUUUUUCAAUGCAAACAAACAUUUGAAAAUAUUCUAAGCGCUUCAACAACGACUGUCCUCAAGAAAUCAAUACUAGACAAAAUACUCAUAAUGCUUCAAGAAUACAUACACAGAGUUAAAGAAAUAGAUAAAAAUGAGUCAUCAAAGGAAAUAGUUAACUGUGAGAACAAUAUAUCGAGAGAUAUUUGCAAAAAAAUUGAAUCUUGCCAAAGAUCAGCGGGAACUUCGAAUAAGGCAUUUGACUAUUUCAAAGCUUUAUGUAACGAAAAGAACUCACCUGCUCUACAAAAGUGGGAUAGCUACAAGUGUGCAGCUUGUAAUUAUCAAACGCCUAGAAAAGCGGAUCUGAAAAAACAUUUGAAACGCCAUAUGGGAGUUUGCGAUUACUGCUGUAACUAUUGUGCCAGAACAUUUUUUGACAAAUACAACUUGGAAAGACAUGUAAAUGCCAAUCACACUAAACAACAACAAUAUUCUUGUACAAUGUGUACAUAUAAAACAUAUUUGUACGAUUCGUUAAAACGCCAUACAAAAAUUAAGCAUAUUGAAGAUACUGAACAACAAUUUAUAUGUCCCAUAUGCUUUCAUGUGAGCGCAACUAAACAAGACAUGACAAUUCAUUCAUACGUUCAUAACCAAACUAAACCUUAUAUGUGUGAAGAGUGUGGUUCUAUGUUUGCUAUUAAAAGUAGAUUGAAAACUCAUCAAAACACUGUACACAACGAGCGACUUCACACUUGUUGCAUUUGUGAAAAAUCUUUUCAAUCAAUGUCGCUGCUGAAACGUCACACAAUGAUUCAUUCUCGUUUUAAACCCUAUUCUUGCCCUUUCUGUAAUCAUUCGUCAAACAGUCAAAGUAACUUGACCAAACACGUACGAAACAUUCAUUCAAAAGCAAAUUUCUCUUAUCACAAAUUUAUAAAUGGAAAAUAAAUGUAAACCAAAUAGAACAGCGACUGUUUGAUUAAUAAGAGAACCUGUCAAACAAUUGCUUUGGCAAAACUAUUACCUAAUACCUGUAUAUGUUUAUAUAUAUUUAAAAAAUCAAUUGAAUAUAAAUAUACCAACUUGAACCAUUUUGCAUCUUGUGAUACAAUAAAAUUGAAAUACAUUCCAUUAUUUUUAUAA